Molecule: messenger RNA, 683 nt
Organism: Carya illinoinensis
Lineage: Eukaryota; Viridiplantae; Streptophyta; Magnoliopsida; Fagales; Juglandaceae
Exons: 2
Coding region: 199-435 (78 amino acids)
Source: RefSeq, a predicted model, not a curated record
GCAAGGGUGGGGUGAGGGGAACCUUCCCCGCAUAUGCGGGUAGCACCCAUGGCCCAUGGAAGGCCCAUUGUAUCAUGCCUCGUCUAUCCGAAACUCCUCGAUUCGAAGUGAUUGGUUGUCCUUAGCUGUUUGGUUGCAGAGAAAGGUAAGAGGGAAAAGCGAAACAACUCUUUGAUUUACGGGUAGCUGGAAGUCGGCAUGGGAAAUCGACCCGUGAAGCAACAAAAAAGGGAAGAGGUACUAUUGAAGAUUGUGCCUCCUCUGGAUCCUGCAUAUGCUCGGUGGCUUGCUCGGGACAUUGAGCGGAUGCAUGGCUAUACUCCAAGAAAUCCGCGUGCUGUGAAGCCGCCAGAACAUUAUAUCGAAUACAUGCGCUUGAAUGGAUGGUUGGAUGUGGAUUUGGAUGAUCCUGAUCUCGCCCAUUUAUUCAAGUAAUUAAUCAAGUACUUAUCCAAAAAAAUUCCAGUUCAAAUGUAGCUUAAAUAUAAAGUACCAGUCGGUUGGAAAGUUGGGGAGGCGAUAGGCCUUGGCUUGUAGAAGUCGGCCAGUUGUAGUUUUGUUUGCUCUAUGUGCAUUAUUACAAGGUGUUCUGAAUUCUGAUAAGGCUCCUGAACAGCAUCUUAUAUAUAUAUAUAUAUAUAUAUAUAUAUAUCUUCUUGUUUCUGAGAAGAUAGUUUUCAUAA